This is a messenger RNA of Chrysochloris asiatica (Cape golden mole), 4200 nucleotides long. RefSeq names its product pleckstrin and Sec7 domain containing (gene PSD). Gene Ontology annotation, molecular function: protein binding; guanyl-nucleotide exchange factor activity; phospholipid binding. The record is from RefSeq and is a predicted model, not a curated record. The coding region runs from base 533 to 3580 and encodes 1015 amino acids. The transcript has 17 exons. Gene Ontology annotation, biological process: regulation of ARF protein signal transduction. NCBI's taxonomy places the organism in Eukaryota, Metazoa, Chordata, Mammalia, Afrosoricida, Chrysochloridae.
AUGUAACAGGUCAUGUGGCACCUGCCUAGGGACACGCGUGGGGUCUGGAGCGGGACAUGCAUGUGCAGCUGUACCCUGCGUGUGGCUCAGAGGGCAGUGGGCGAAAGAGACCUGGACGCGAGUGGGGUGGGGCAUGUGAGGGUCUGGGAAACAGUACCUAGGGUUCCAAACACCCUUCCACUUGUCAGGGGCGGAUCUCAGGUUGGCGGGAGAGCGCAGUGGGGACCCGGCGACGAGCAGGGGUAGGCCCCAGGGCUCAGGGCCCCGGGGAAAGGGGGUUGGUGGUGGUGGUGUGCGGAUUAGCGUCGCUGGAGCGGCGUAGGGGGGAGGGGGAGGGACUGAGAGGCGGGCGGGCCCGGAGCUAGCGGGAGCCGCGCUGCCUUCACCGCUGAGCUGGGCCCAACCUCUCUCCCUUGCCUCUCCUCGGCCCCAGCUCUUGGCGAGUAGCGGCCUGUCUGAAGAGCAUGCUGCCCCUUCAAUUCCCGCCUGGCCUUGCCAUCCCUGCUCCCCCAGCCUGACCCCCGGCCCCAGCAUGGCCCAGGGUGCCAUGCGCUUCUGCUCGGAAGGCGACUGUGCCAUCUCCCCUCCACGAUGCCCACGCCGCUGGCUACCCGAGGGCCCUGUGCCCCAGAGUCCCCCAGCCAGCAUGUAUGGCAGCACAGGCUCCCUGCUACGUCGUGUGGCAGGUCCAGGUCCCCGGGGCCGGGAACUGGGCCGUGUGACGGCACCUUGUACGCCCCUGCGUGGACCUCCCUCACCCCGUGCUGCUCCCUCACCUUGGGCACCCUCUUCACCCACCGGGCAGCUCCCACAUGGGGCCCAAAGCUCUGUGGUCAUCUUCCGACUUGUGGAGAAGGCCAGCGUGAGGCCACUGAAUGGGUUACCUGCUCCUGGAGGCUUGAGUCGGAGCUGGGACCUGGGUGAGGUCUCUCCUCCAAGACCCACCCCAGCCCUUAGACCUGGCUCCAACCGGAAGUUGCGGCUGGAGGCAUCUGCAUCAGACCCACUUCCAGCUGGAGGAGACUCUGCCCUGCCUGGCAGCCGAGGCCCCUUAAUCGGGCCCCCCACCCCACCCCAGGUUGGGGCAGAUGGCCUUUACUCCUCUCUCCCCAAUGGGCUGGGGGGUCCCCCUGAGCACCUGGCCACACUAUUCCAAGGACCUGCCCACACAGGAUUCCUGAAUCAGGGAGACACCUGGUCAUCCCCCCGGGAGGUCUCCUCUCAUGCCCAGAGAAUCGCUCGAGCCAAAUGGGAAUUCUUCUAUGGCUCCUUGGACCCCCACAGCUCAGGUGCUAAGCCCCCAGAGCAGGCCCCUCCAUCUCCACCCAGGGCAGGCUUAUGGCAGGGCUCUGGGGUGGCUGUGGGGCGAGCAGCCAAGUACUCCGAGACGGACCUGGACACGGUGCCUCUGAGGUGCUACCGCGAGACGGACAUCGAUGAGGUGCUGGCUGAGCGGGAAGAAGCUGAUUCAGCUAUUGAGAGUCAGCCCAGCUCAGAAGGCCUGCCUGGCACUGCCCACCGUCCUGCCUCACAUCCUGGCCCAUGCCCUGGCCCUUGUCCCAGCAGUGGCAGUGAGGAGGAUGCAGGCAGGGAAGAGGAUGUGGAAGAUGAGGUGUUUGAAGCCUCAGAAGGGGCCCGGCCAGGGGUCCAAAUGCCUCAUCCUGGGCCACUCAAAUCUCCAGUGCCCUUCCUACCUGGGACCAGCCCCUCCGCUGAUGGGCCUGACUCUUUCAGUUGUGUGUUCGAAGCCAUCCUGGAAUCACACCGGGCCAAGGGUACCUCCUACACCAGCCUCGCCUCACUGGAAGCCCUGGCCUCACCUGGCCCAACCCAAAGCCCCUUCUUCACCUUUGAGCUGCCUCCCCAGCUCCCUGCCCCUCGGCCUGACCCACCUGCUCCUGCCCCACUUGCCCCUCUUGAGCCAGAUUCCGGUACCAGCUCUGCAGCUGAUGGGCCUUGGACACAGAGAGGGGAGGAGGCAGAGACCGGAGCCAAGGUGACCCCAGGGAGGGAGCCCUGUAGUCCCUGCCGUUCAGAGGACAGCUUUGGGCUGGGGGCAGCACCCCUGGGAAGUGAACCACCCCUGAGCCAGCUGGUGUCUGACUCGGACUCAGAGCUGGACAGCACGGAGCGGCUGGCAUUGGGAAGUACAGACACCUUGUCCAAUGGGCAGAAAGCAGACCUGGAGGCUGCACAGCGAUUAGCCAAGAGGCUGUACCGACUUGACGGCUUCAGGAAGGCCGAUGUGGCCCGGCACCUGGGCAAGAACAAUGAUUUCAGCAAACUGGUGGCUGGCGAGUACCUCAAGUUCUUUGUCUUCACAGGCAUGACUCUGGACCAAGCCCUCAGGGUGUUUCUGAAGGAGCUGGCUUUAAUGGGUGAAACCCAGGAACGGGAGCGUGUGCUGGCUCACUUCUCCCAGCGAUAUUUCCAGUGCAAUCCCAGCGCCUUGUCCUCAGAGGACGGUGCUCACACGUUGACCUGUGCCCUCAUGCUUCUUAACACCGAUCUCCACGGCCAUAACAUCGGGAAACGCAUGACCUGUGCGGACUUCAUUGGGAAUCUGGAAGGCCUCAACGAUGGUGGCGACUUCCCCAGGGAGCUGCUCAAGGCCUUAUACAGUUCCAUCAAGAAUGAGAAGUUGCAGUGGGCCAUAGACGAGGAGGAGCUGAGGCGCUCCCUGUCGGAGUUGGCCGACCCCAACCCCAAAGUCAUCAAGAGGGUCAGCGGGGGCAGCGGCAGCGGCUCCAGCCCUUUCCUGGACCUGACUCCAGAGCCCGGGGCCGCCGUCUACAAGCACGGGGCCCUGGUGCGGAAGGUGCACGCAGACCCUGACUGCAGGAAGACACCUCGGGGCAAGAGAGGCUGGAAGAGCUUCCACGGGAUCCUCAAGGGCAUGAUCCUCUACCUGCAGAAGGAGGAAUACCAACCCGGGAAGGCCCUGUCGGAGGCAGAGCUCAAAAAUGCCAUCAGCAUCCAUCAUGCCUUGGCCACCCGUGCCAGCGACUACAGCAAGCGGCCCCAUGUCUUCUACCUGCGUACAGCUGACUGGCGGGUCUUUCUCUUCCAGGCCCCGAGCCUGGAGCAGAUGCAGUCCUGGAUCACGCGCAUCAAUGUGGUGGCAGCCAUGUUCUCUGCACCCCCCUUCCCAGCUGCUGUUAGCUCCCAGAAGAAGUUCAGCCGCCCUCUGCUUCCCAGCGCUGCCACCCGCCUCUCCCAGGAGGAGCAAGUGCGGACCCACGAAGCCAAAUUGAAGGCAAUGGCUAGCGAGUUGCGGGAGCAUCGGGCUGCUCAUCUGGGUAAAAAGGUUCGGGGCAAGGAGGCAGAAGAGCAGCAGCAGAAGGAAGCCUACCUGGAGUUUGAGAAAUCCCGCUAUGGCACAUAUGCGGCACUACUCCGGGUCAAGCUGAAGGCAGGCAGCGAGGAGCUGGACUCGGUAGAGGCAGCACUGGUCCAGGCUGGGAGUGUGGAGGACGGAAUCCCCCAUCACUCCAGCCCUUCCAGCCAGCCUCGGGCCCAUCGCCAGGGCUCAGAGCGUCAGCCUCGGGCAGGGACAGGCAGUGGACGGCGGAAGCCCUGAGUUGGGGGUUAGAGUGGGGGGGGGGUUUGGUGCCUACUGGGCACCUGCAUGACGUGGCCCUGCCUGAGCCCGGGCAGGCCUCGGGCCACCCAUGAGGGUCUCCGGCCCAGGGCCCUACCGCGCCGGACGCGGUGUCCGGGGGCAGGGCAGGGCUGGCAUGGGUCUCGGGAGCCUGGGCUAAGGAGCCCUCCGAGACCCCCAUUUUGUGAUAAUGUUUUGCACUUUUUCGUACAGGGUGGGUGGGGGUGGGAGGAGCCAGGGCCCAGGGCACCUGGACUUUUGGAGCUUUUUUUUUUUGAGGGGGAGGGAGGCCUGACAUUUCUGCUUUCUGCCAAGACCACCCCACUCUGACACCAGCAAUCCCCCCUCUGUCCUGGGAUCUGGUUCAGAGAGAGGCCAGGAGUUGGGGCUGAGCUGGUUUUCUUUCCUUCCUCCCCAAGGGCUCACUCUCUCUUCCCAGAGGUGAAAGAAGGGUGUCCAGGCCCAGGUCACUGGUCUGUGAGGCCCCAGGCCUGUAAGGCUCCUAUGUGCAGGCCAGCAGCACUGCCUGGCUUGCCCUCUUGCAGUGGGCCCUGCCCUUUGUACAGCCUCUACCCCCAUUAAAUCUGCUCUGGACUUGC